CUACAACUAACUUCAUGUCACCACAUGGGAUACGCAAGGUGGGUUUGGGGAUGAAGCAAGUGGCCCUGCAGAACCCUUGCCGGACCCAAGUUGGCAACAAGGAAGUUGUCUCUUCAACACAUGCAGUCAAAGGUGUGCGCACUAAGUUUGACAAAGGCAAGACUGUCACCCACGCAUUGAACUUCUUUGUCCUUGACAAGUGCCCCUUCGAUGCUGUCCUUGGCUUGGGCUGGCUGCAGUCCCAAUGCGAAUGGACCAAGUGGAAGGAGUCACUCUUCAUGGUCAAAGAUGCUCAGGGGAACGAGCUUCCUGUCCUCUUGGAUGAGAAGCGCGAAUCCCCAAUGACUUUUCUGAAUGCUAUGCAGUUCUGUAAGAAAUGGCGCAAGCACAAGGAGGAAGAACAGUUGUAUGUUGCCUUUGUUCGUCCUACCCAUGUGCCAUCUACUUUUGCGGCUAAUAUCACUACUACUUUGAUUGAUGAUCCUACUUCUGGUGGGUGCAAGGUCUUCUCCAAGAUCGAUCUCAAGUCUGGCUACCACCAGAUUGAAGUCGAUCCUGCGGACCAGCACAAGACUGCGUUCAAAACACGCGGCGGGUUUUAUGAGUUCACCGUAAUGCCCCUCGGUCUCACGAACGCACCAGCCACUUUCCAAAGCCUCAUGGACAAGGUCCUCCGCGAACAGAUUGGCCGGUUUGUGGUAGUGUACCUGGAUGAUAUUCUGAUCUUCAGCAAGUCCAUGGAGGAGCACCUCAAGCAUCUUGAGGAGGUGCUCGCUAUCCUCAAGAAGACGCAACUUCACCUCAACUUUGAGACAUCCGAGUUUGGGAAGGAUAGCAUCAUUUAUCUUGGGCAUCGGUUGUCUGUUGCAGGCCUAGAGCCUGAGGCAACCAAGAUUGAGGUCAUACGCGAUUGACCUCAGCCUGCUAACAUUCGCGAAUUGCGUUCUUUCCUUAGUCUCGCGUCGUAUUAUCGAAAGUUUGUACCCCGUUUUUCUAUCAUUGCUCGUCCAUUGUCGCAACUAACCAAUAAAAAUGUGCCUUAUUCCUGGGAUGUCGCGUGUACAGAAGCUUUUCAAGCUCUCAAGGAAGCCUUGGUAAGUUACCCAGUACUCCGCAUUGCAGAUCCCAAACUGACAUUCGUAGUUACUACGGAUGCAAGUCAGUAUGGAAUCGGUGUAGUGUUGCAACGAGAUGAUGGCGAUGGCUUGCGGCCACUCGAGUACUACAACAAACGGAUGCCCAACGU
Chara braunii is the source of this 1246-nucleotide messenger RNA. NCBI's taxonomy places the organism in Eukaryota, Viridiplantae, Streptophyta, Charophyceae, Charales, Characeae. The record is from the annotation of a GenBank genome assembly.